GAACACCUCAGAAUCCUCCCCACUAUGUUUGCGAACUCUCUCCUCUCUACGCCCUUUCUCGCUAGCCCUCGAAGCCUUAGCAUCUUUCGCAAUGGAUAAGGAUGAGGCUCGAGAAUACCUUGCGAGCAUCCUGAAUAAGAACCUCCGCGUUCUGACGACGGAUGGCCGCCUGUUCUGGGGAGCAUUCAAAUGCACCGAUCCUGACAAGAACAUUGUCCUUGCCAACACAUACGAAUACAGGCAACCCUCGUCCAAGCAGCGCGCCGAGGCCGCAGUGAAGGCUGGUGAUGAGGCGGUUACCCUAGACAUGACCUCUCGCUUUCUUGGUCUGGUCGUUGUCCCUGGACACCACAUUGUCAAGAUGGAGGUGGAACAGUUUGCUAGCCAAAUGAGGAACCAAAAUUUCAUCUGAGCGAACCCAUAUGGCAUUAGAAAAUAAAAAUACAACAAGAAAGC
Molecule: messenger RNA, 456 nt
Organism: Ilyonectria robusta
Lineage: Eukaryota; Fungi; Ascomycota; Sordariomycetes; Hypocreales; Nectriaceae
Exons: 2
Coding region: 92-412 (106 amino acids)
Cellular component (GO): NatC complex
Source: RefSeq, a predicted model, not a curated record